AUGACUACUUCACCUCCCGCAGCGGUCGCUGAAUCUAUCGACCAAUUGGAAGACUCAGGGGCCAGUAACGAAACGGAUUCGGGUGAUGAAAACCCAAUUGGAGUUAUUGAAAUUGACCAGGAAACCAUUACUGAAUCCGAAAGAAAAAAAAAUUCAGAAUUUUUUUGUGGCAGGGGUUCUAAAACACCUGAGCGAUACAUGAAAAUUAGGAAUUUCAUUCUUAAUGCGUGGAAUAGUAAUAAACCAAAAUAUGUAUCCAAGACAAGCGUCAGAUCAGGACUCAAGGACUGUGGGGACGUGAAUGCUAUCGGUCGUGUUCAUACGUAUUUAGAAGACAUAGGUGCAAUCAAUGUUGGUGAUGAUUUAGUAAAGAGAAAGCAACGAACUUUCAAGCCAAAGGUACUCUAUGACGCGGAUAAAGGUGCUAGUGUAAUUAAAAAAAGAAAAGGGAAGGCUACUCCAAAUGAAUAUGAUGAUGAUGGAGAGGAAGGAACUCCAGGUACAAUUUCUUACAAAAUUGCCGCAAGAGAAGUUUUCGCUGAAAAAGGUCUUGAGUUUGUUGGAUGGUAUCAUUCACAUCCGACAUUUGAACCUCAACCUUCCGUCCGUGAUAUUGAAAAUCAAACGCAGUAUCAGGACGAUGUCUCGCGCCUUGAUAAAAUGCUAGAAUCAUUAUCAUCGCAUAUAUCUGUUGCUUCUUCCGCAGCCGAGAGUUUUAUUUCUCGGGUAAGAGAACUUAUGAAUGCAAACUUCCGUCCAGACAAGAAGAGUAAUGCGGAAUGUCAUGAUAAUACUGAUUCAAUAAUAAAAAAAGGACAAGAAUAA
Molecule: messenger RNA, 825 nt
Organism: Racocetra fulgida
Lineage: Eukaryota; Fungi; Glomeromycota; Glomeromycetes; Diversisporales; Gigasporaceae
Source: the annotation of a GenBank genome assembly